Messenger RNA from Plenodomus lingam JN3, 708 nucleotides. RefSeq lists its product as uncharacterized. Lineage: Eukaryota; Fungi; Ascomycota; Dothideomycetes; Pleosporales; Leptosphaeriaceae. The record is from RefSeq and is a predicted model, not a curated record.
AUGUGUCACUCCUGUGACUCGAAUUUUGUCAACGACGUCCACCAGAACCUUCAAUCACUUCGACUCCACGAUCGGAUGAAAAAGACAGCUGAGUCGGCUCAGGCAAAUCUCAAGGGAGUCUUGGUCGUGGAAGAUGUCUACCGCAACUCUGGUGUGCGCUAUCACCAAACCAACAUGGCAACGCGUCAGCCCCUUCACUACGAAGCCGAACAUCUCGAGCGCAUGAAACAGGCCUUCGAAUCAGACUACAACAUCGUCUUCUCCCAGGUCAAUGACCUACUUCCGAAGAUGCGAGAUAUCCAUCGGGAAAUUAUAGCUUGCCAAAAGUCCCGCGAUUGUUUCACAAAACGCUCCGCUCGAUUCUACGAAGAGAUUCUGCCCGUAUACAAUGACCUCGCCGAGAAGUUCACAGAUGAAGCCACCAAGAUCCGUACCUGUUGCUUGCAUGCCGAAGACCUGUCCGAAAUCAACGACGAACUGUGGCAAGAGGCGGUAAAUCGACGCGAGAAUGUCCAGAUGUGGUACGCAGAGCUAUACGGAGCUCCUGAUGCCAUUCCCCAGGCGCCCGAGUGGAACAUCUGGGUAUCGUGGGUGGCUGGGCUUCCUGAGACGCAGCGAGCUAUGGCCGGUCGUCCCUUGUUCAGCAUCGCGAAGCAAAUGAUUCUGGCUCGUGUUGACGAUUCUUACGGAGAAGCUGUCGAUUCUUAG